GCGGAGCAGAGGGCGGCGGCGGCGGCGGCGGCGGCUGCUGCUGCUGCUGCUGCUGCUGCUGCUGCUGCUGGAGCGGCCCGGGAGGAGGAGGCGGCGAGGAUGGCGGCGGCGUCGUGGGCGCGGCGGAGAUGAGCACCCGCGGCCCCAGGCCCAGGGCGGCGUGGCCGGAGUGGGCGGGGGUCCCGAUGCAGGCCCGAGGAGGGCCAUGGGGCAGGUCCUGCCGGUCUUCGCCCACUGCAAAGAAGCUCCGUCUACAGCGUCCUCUACCCCUGACUCCACAGAAGGAGGGAAUGACGACUCGGAUUUUCGGGAGCUUCACACUGCCCGAGAAUUCUCAGAGGACGAUGAGGAAGAGACCACGUCGCAGGACUGGGGCACCCCCCGGGAGCUGACCUUCUCCUACAUCGCCUUCGACGGUGUGGUGGGUUCUGGAGCGCGCCGGGAUUCAGCUGCCCGCCGCCCCCGGCCCCAAGGCCGCUCAGUCUCAGAACCGCGAGACCCACCCCCUCAGCCCGGCUUGGGCGACAGUUUGGAGAGCAUCCCCAGCCUGAGCCAAUCCCCGGAACCUGGGCGCCGCGGUGACCCCGACACUGCCCCUCCGGCCGAACGCCCCCUGGAGGACCUAGGGCUCCAGCUGGACCAGCUGGGCUGGGCAGCCCGGGGAGCAGGGUCCGGAGAAGACUCUGCCACCAGUAGCUCCACCCCGCUGGAGGACGAGGAGCCCGACGGGUCGGAGGUUGGAGAGGCUGGGAAAGAACUGGACCUACAACUCGGACUCCCUCAGUCCUCACCGCCGUCACCGCCGCCACCGCUGCCACCGCCGCCGGAAGUCUUGACUCUGCAGCCCAGCCCCGGCUCUGGAACCCCCCAGGCGGGUACCCCAUCCCCACCCCGAUCCCGGGAUUCGAACUCUUGGCCUGAUGAGCCCUCGCGGGACCUGAAGGAGGAAGAGCCGUGGGGGCGUCUGGAGCGGGAGCCAAUCACGGGGCAGUGCCUCGAUAGCACGGACCAAUCAGAAUUCACAUUGGAACCACUCCUUCUAGUGGCGGACCUGCUCUACUGGAAGGACACAAGGACGUCAGGAGUGGUCUUCACAGGCCUCAUGGUCUCCCUGCUGUGCCUCCUGCACUUUAGCAUCGUGUCCGUGACCGCCCAUGUGGCCCUGUUGCUGCUCUGUGGCACCAUCUCUCUCAGGGUUUACCGAAAAGUGCUGCAGGCCGUGCACCGGGGGGAUGGCGCCAACCCCUUCCAGGCCUAUCUGGAUGUGGACCUGACCCUGACUCGGGAGCAGAUGGAACGUCUGUCCCAGCAGAUUGCCUCCCGAGUGGUCUCUCUGGCCAUCCAGCUGCGGCAUUUCUUCCUGGUAGAAGACCUCGUGGACUCCCUCAAGCUGGCCCUUCUCUUCUACAUCUUGACCUUUGUGGGUGCCAUCUUCAAUGGUUUGACUCUUCUCAUUCUGGGAGUGAUCUGUUUAUUCACUGUCCCCUUGCUGUACCGGCAACACCAGGCCCAGAUGGACCAGUAUGUGGGAUUGGUGACCAAUCAGUUGAGCCACAUCAAAGCUAAGAUCCGAGCUAAGAUCCCAGGGUCCGGAGCCCUGGCCUCGGCAGCAGCCGCAGUCUCUGGAUCCAAAGCCAAAGCCGAAUGAAAGGGGUGUCUCUGCCCUCGGGACGCCUGCCCCCAUCCCCCGCAGCCCAACUCCAUCUCCCUUCCAUCCCCACCCUCCCUCCGCCUCCGCCUCCGCCUCCGCCUCCGCCCCCGCCCGAGCCAUUUCCCUGCGGGUUUCUGGAUCACCAGGGCGUUUGUGCAAAUUGCCUGGGCGGCCAGGACUACAUCUCCCAAGAGGCUCUGCUCUAGGAGCCCCGGAAAGACGAGGCACCUUGGCUGCGGCGCCUGCUGGGACUUGUAGUUGCCUAGAUAGGGCACCCGCCCUGCACUUCCGUGACCCCACGGCUGGAGGCGCCGUGAGAGAUUGGUGUCUCCUGGACGCCACUAGCCCCAAAGCCAGGGCUUUGCAUGGGGCCCAGGGGAGGCCUGAGCUUGGAUUUACACUGUAAUAAAGACUCCUGUGGAAAACCCAA
Messenger RNA from Zalophus californianus (California sea lion), 2081 nucleotides. RefSeq names its product reticulon 2 (gene RTN2). The transcript has 10 exons. Lineage: Eukaryota; Metazoa; Chordata; Mammalia; Carnivora; Otariidae. Bases 206 to 1648 code for a protein of 480 amino acids. The record is from RefSeq and is a predicted model, not a curated record.